Molecule: messenger RNA, 2943 nt
Organism: Camellia sinensis
Lineage: Eukaryota; Viridiplantae; Streptophyta; Magnoliopsida; Ericales; Theaceae
Source: RefSeq, a predicted model, not a curated record
AUGACUGUCCCUGUUCUCAUCUCUGCUGCUCAGGUGAUCCUGAAUCCCUUGAUUCCACUAGCAACUGAACAGAUCAAACUGGCGUGGGCUUUCAAGAAAGAUCUCAAAACCCUCUGCAGAAGGUUAACACUCAUUCGAGCUUUGUUAAGCGAUGCUGAGAACCGGAGACUAACAUCAGCAACUAUGUGCGAGUGGCUGAAGAAUAUCAAGCGUGUAACCGGUGAUGCUGAGAAUGUGCUUGAUGAGUUUGCGUACGAAACUCUUCGAAGAAAGUUGGAGGUGCAAAACCGAAUGAGAAACAAGGUACGCAAUUUCUUCUCUCUCUCAAAUCCAUUGGCAUUUCAUCUCAAGAUGGCUCAUAAGGUCAAGGAUAUCAAUUCAAUGUUAGACUUGAUUUGCAAAGAAGCAAAUGACAUAGGUCUUAAACCAGCUGAUCAGAUCUUAAAUGCUGCUAGUACUAGUGCUGAACCUAGAGAAGUCAAUUUCAGGCCGACUGUCCCCUUUGUAGAUGACAAACAAGUUGUGGGAAGGGAUGGUGAUGUGUCAACAGUGAUAGACAUGUUACUUAGCUCUGACAACACUGUAGAUGAUUUACCUGUCAUUGCCAUUGUAGGAAUGGGUGGGAUGGGCAAGACAACCCUUGCUCAGCUAGUUUACAACAAUGAGAAGGUGGUGAAUCAUUUUGGUCGUAACCAAAGAAUGUGGAUUUGUGUCUCUGAUGAUUUCAUAGUUCCAAAGCUAUUGAAUCAGAUGGCGCAAUCUCUUACCGGAGAUAAGAGUGAAAGAGAUAAUAUUGAAGGAAUAGUGAGAAACCUUGCAGCAAAACUAAAUGGAAAAAAAUAUUUGCUUGUACUAGACAAUGUUUGGAAUGAAAAUCUAGACAAAUGGGAGUGCAUGAGAAAUUCUUUGCUAGGGAUAGGUGGCUCCAGGGGAAGCAAAAUUAUAGCUACAACCAGGAGUGUGCAAGUGGUAUCUACCAUGAGGACAUCUCCAUCUCUCACUCAUCAUUUGAGCAAACUAUCCAAAAAUGAAAGUUGGACCAUGUUUCGGAAAAGUGCAUUUGCAAAUGGAGGACCAACAGAGACCCCAGAUUUGGUGGCUAUUGGUAGAAAAAUGAUGGAAGAGUGUAAGGGUGUACCAUUGGCAAUAAAGUCACUAGGAGGUUUAAUGUACUCUAAGAAGCACUUUCAUGAAUGGGGGUUGAUCAAAAACAGUGAAAUAUGGUCAACUGAAAUCAAAGAAGGAAUUCAACCGAUAUUAAGGUUAAGUUUUGAUCACUUACCAUCACCGUAUUUGAAACACUGUUUUGCGUAUUGUUCUAUUUUUCCAAAAAAUUUCAACAUUCGAAAGGAUGAGUUGAUUCAACUUUGGAUGGCUCAAGGAUAUCUCCAGCCUUCUUGGGGAAGCAAUUUGGAAAUGGAAGAUGUUGGUAAUGAUUAUUUUAAUAUUUUGUUGCACAAUUCUUUGUUUCAAGAUGUAAAAUUGGAUGAGUACAAAAAUAUUACCAGUUGCAAAAUGCACGAUCUUGUGCAUGAUCUAGCACUAGAUGUCUCAAAGGGUAACUGUUUGCCUUUGACUUUGAUUGCUGGCCAGAUGAUUGACUAUCCCGAGGUUCAACAUCUAUCAUUGGAUUUAAUGGGAAAAACAAGUUUUGAAAUUCCAAAAGAAAAUGUUGGAAAACUGAGGACACUAUUUUCAACUGGCAAUCUUCCUAAAAACAUUGCAGAUGUCAAGUUUAUACGUGCCUUGAGUUUGGAAUAUUACCGUGUGAAAGAGUUUCCAUAUUCCAUGUGUAAGUUCAUACAUUUGAAAUAUCUACAUCUCUCAAGGUCAUAUUGUGGAACACUGCCAAAUUUUUUGACUAUGCUCUAUAAUUUGCAAACACUGAGACUCUCUCAAGGUCAUUUGGAAAAGCUUCCUAAAAAGUUCUGUGAGUUGGUGAGCUUGAGACAUUUUUGUAUUGGUGAUGAUGAAAACCACAGAAAAUUGAUGCCAAUGAUGAUAGGGAAGUUGACUUCUUUGCAGACAUUACCAUUCUUUGUUGUGGGUGAGGAUGAGGGCCAAAAAAUUGAAGAGCUAGGUAGCUUAAGCAAACUAAGAGGUAAAUUAAUGAUUUACAAUCUCCAACAGGUGAAAAGCAGGGAAGAAGCAGAAAAGGCAAAAAUAUUAGGAAAACCAAAAAUUCAUAAGUUGGGAUUUCACUGGGAUAGGGUGGGCAAUCGUUCAACAGCAGGUGACACUACUAGCAUUAACCACGAAGACGUGUUGGAUGGACUUAAACCUCACGGGAACCUUAAGGGUUUAAAACUCCAGAAUUUUGAAGGAAAAAGUUUUGCUUCAUGGAUGAUGAGUGGUAGAGAUGCGCAGUUGCUUCAAAAUUUGGUUGAGAUAGAAUUAUCCAAGUGUUCGAGAUGUGAACAAGUCCCACCACUCGGACACCUUCCGCAUCUUGAGGUUAUCAAAAUGUCUGGAUUAAGUAAUCUGAAACGUAUUGGUCCUGAAUUUUAUGGUUGUCACAGUGUUGUUAAUCAUGAUCAAUGUAACGAUGGCAUCAUCACUGGUAGCUAUAGUGGGGCAGCAACAACAGCAACAACAAAAGCUAUGGCCGUUGUAUUUCCAGCACUAAGAAAACUUUGUCUAGAAUAUAUGCCGAACAUUGAAGAAUGGUGUGGGCUUGGGGUAUCAUCAUCGUCGACGGACACCACGAUGUUCUUUCCUCUGCUUGAGUGUCUAUUUAUUAGAAAUUGCCCUGAGUUGACUACAAUUCCAGGUCACUUGUUAUCCUUACAGGAAUUGAUGUACGCUGAUAUCGAUCAUACGCAUCGCCCUUACUUGAGAAUAGAGGUAUCUAGGGGUUCGAAACCGAAGAUUGGUGUUUUACUGGUAGAUUUGCUGGAAAAAAGCGGCAAAACCCUAAGAAAGCUGACAGUAAGUGAACACUGA